Molecule: messenger RNA, 765 nt
Organism: Cyclocybe aegerita
Lineage: Eukaryota; Fungi; Basidiomycota; Agaricomycetes; Agaricales; Hemipholiotaceae
Source: the annotation of a GenBank genome assembly
AUGCCCGCUAUGGUUUCCACCUCACAGCCAGUCCAACAGUCCUUCAACCCCUACACAGAGAACGGCGGGACAAUCUUGGCGAUCGCAGGUGCCGACUUCAGCGUUAUUGCUGGUGACACCAGACAAAGCGAAGGGUACAGCAUACAGACUCGAUAUGCUCCAAAGGUCUUCAGACUGACGGAUAAGGCCGUUUUGGCCGUGAAUGGAUUUGCUGCAGAUGGAAACAUGUUCGUAAAGAAAGUGAGGCAGCGUCUCGAGUGGUACCGACAUGCCCAUGCAAAGGACAUGCCAAUUCGUGCUAUCGCACGCCUCAUCCAAACGAUGCUCUACGCUCGUCGUUUCUUCCCUUUCUACGUCUACAACAUCCUGGGCGGCAUCGAAGAAGAUGGUACUGGCGCCGUCUACUCUUUCGACCCUGUUGGGUCAUACGAGCGCGAAGCGUGUCGCGCUGCCGGUGCGGCGCAAUCGCUUGUCCAACCCUUCCUAGACAACCAGAUCUACUUCAAGAACCAAACACCCGCACCAGGAACAGCGUUCCCCAAACAUCUCCCGCUUUCAACUGUCCUGCCCCUCGUGAUCGAUUCGUUUACGAGUGCGACAGAACGACACAUCGAGGUCGGAGAUGGUCUAGAGAUUUAUAUUGUCUUGUCGAAAGGCAGCACUGCUCUUCAAGGUCUCCAAACUGUCCGAGGCGUCCAGGAAUUGACAGCCACUAACGAUGGCGAGAGAGUCUUUGUGAUCAGGAGGGAGUUAAAGAAGGAUUGA